AUGACACCACAACAGCCUUCACUGGUUGAGACCCGACCUGAUGGGCAUCUAGAAUCUGCGCAGGACGACGAAAUGCAUGCUAGAUCGUUGGAAGCUGCGAAUAACGAAGAACAUGGCCCUGAGUCGAGCGAGAUGCUGCCACAAGACUCCCCACAACAGGCGGAUGCCUGUGAAGGACUGUCGGUGUCCCAGGACCAAACACAAGAGGACGAGGACGGACGAUACAGCAACCGCGCCCUCGGACCACACCAUAUUCGUGAUAUAGUACGCCUCUUUCAGUGUCGCCGCUGCUCGAAACCUUUUAAAAAUGCCAUGACCCUUCCUUGCGGUCGAAGUAUAUGCAGAACUUGCAUUCCUCAAACCCAUGUACGAACAAGUAUCACCUAUCCGGCAGUUCCCGAGCGAAUCGAGGGAUUUAUCUGCCCAUUUGAAGACUGCUCCAAAGAGCAUGCUAUGGGUGAUUGCGGCUUUGAUGUCGUUCUUAACAAGGUUGGCGAGCUGAUAGAAAAGGAAGUUUCACGUGGUUUAGCAGCCGCUGCGAAUUCGAAUCUUUCAACCAGUCUCGGAUUUAAAGAUCCUUGGGAUGCCGCUGGACUUCCCUCGAUGAGGAAUGAAGAUUCUUUGCCAAGAACUAUGCCGGGUGGUCGACUGGUUGCGACAUGGUCUCUCGCAACUGAGGGAGGAUUGACAGUCGAAGCGGAGGUAACGUACGCUGACAUCCCGUCAGAGGAGCGGCAGGAUAACUCGUUGGGCCCUGAUGUCAAGGCUCUUAAUCUCCUACAAUCUACUACUCGUAAUGAAGUAGAUUGUCAGGUAUGCUAUGCUCUGUUUCAUGAUCCAUUCACAACUGGCUGCGGGCACACCUUUUGUCGGUCCUGCCUACAUCGAACGCUUGACCACUCACGCAGAUGCCCCAUGUGUCGACGCACGCUGGCUAUCAACCCGUUGCUAAACCCCGAUCUCUGCCCGUCGAAUGAAAGCAUCUCAAGGCUGAUUGACCUCUUUUGGCCCGAUGAGAGGACGGUUCGCGAGCAAACUGUUGCUUCUGAUAAUGCGGCGCGGCAUCAGGAUCUCGACUUGCCAUUAUUUGUGUGCACACUUGCAUUCCCUUCAAUGCCUACAUUCCUCCACAUUUUCGAGCCGAGAUACCGUCUUAUGAUUCGACGGGCAUUGGAAGGAAACAGAACGUUCGGCAUGGUCCUACCCAAGCGGUCUCACAACACCCGCGAUCCACAUUUCCAUGAGUUGGGCACGCUAUUGCGGAUUAUCAACGCCCAGUUUUAUCCUGACGGCCGUAGCUUAAUCGAAACAGUCGGUCUUACUAGAUUUAAGGUCUUACGGCAUGGCGAACUGGAUGGGUACACGGUGGCGAAGACUGAACGUGUUGAUGACGUAUCAUUGGAAGAGGAAGAGGCCGUCGAGGCCGUCGAAGUUGCUCCAACAUCGAACAGUACGACGACCACGGUUGGUCAUGAUGAUGCUGUUGGUGCGGUGAACGCUUCCACAAUGGAGGACACAUCCGAGACCAAGACAGAAAAUGAUACACCCCAAACGCAGCCAAACCCAAUGACAGUCUCAGACCUGCAAGCAAUGUCGACACAGAACCUGAUGAGCUACGCAACAUCCUUUGUAUCGCGUAUGCGUGGACAAAGUGUACCUUGGUUGACAGCCCGAAUGCUUGGCAUUUACGGAGACUGCCCAAGUGACCCAGCCGUCUUCCCUUGGUGGUUCGCUAGCAUGCUGCCAGUCAAGGACCUCGAGAAGUACAGGCUAUUAGGCACAUCUAGUGUUCGCGAGCGGCUAAAGAUUUGUUGUGCUUGGAUUUUGGAGUGGGAAACGACAAGAUGGUAA
This is a messenger RNA of Pochonia chlamydosporia 170, 1851 nucleotides long. RefSeq names its product S16 family peptidase. Lineage: Eukaryota; Fungi; Ascomycota; Sordariomycetes; Hypocreales; Clavicipitaceae. The record is from RefSeq and is a predicted model, not a curated record. Bases 1 to 1851 code for a protein of 616 amino acids. The transcript has a single exon.